Phytophthora nicotianae INRA-310 is the source of this 342-nucleotide messenger RNA. RefSeq lists its product as hypothetical. Bases 1 to 342 code for a protein of 113 amino acids. NCBI's taxonomy places the organism in Eukaryota, Oomycota, Peronosporomycetes, Peronosporales, Peronosporaceae. The record is from RefSeq and is a predicted model, not a curated record. The transcript has a single exon.
AUGGUCCGCCCUACUAUCAAGGGGAUCAAGAAGAAGCGAAAGCAGUACAAGCGCGUACGAGUCGCGUACGGCCACAAACAGGACGUUCUCAGCUACAUCAAUGCUGGCCAUACACCCGGAGAGGCUCUAGACAAAUUCUACGGCUCAUUAAAUGGAAAAGAGCGACGAUCUAAACAGCAGCUCAUCAGCAAGUGGCGAGCCAACGAGGCCAAAAUUACAGUGGCUUGCAAAAGCGGCCACUCGGUACACGAGUUUGGCGCGAAAUUAAAGGUCUUCAAGACAAAUUUCCCUGCCAAAUUUACGGCAACAAGACAGCUUGGUGGAACGAAAAACUGUCGGUGA